Aspergillus glaucus CBS 516.65 is the source of this 963-nucleotide messenger RNA. Its product is annotated as cytochrome b5 reductase family protein. Gene Ontology annotation, biological process: ergosterol biosynthetic process. Gene Ontology annotation, molecular function: cytochrome-b5 reductase activity, acting on NAD(P)H. The record is from RefSeq and is a predicted model, not a curated record. The coding region runs from base 1 to 963 and encodes 320 amino acids. Lineage: Eukaryota; Fungi; Ascomycota; Eurotiomycetes; Eurotiales; Aspergillaceae. The transcript has 4 exons.
AUGUUCGCGCGUCAAGCUUUCAGGUGCUCGCAGCCCUUCAAACAGGGCCUCCGCAAGUACUCUACUGAGGCCCCCAAGGGCAAGUCGUUGACUCCCGUCUACCUUACUGUCGGUCUCGCGGGUGCCGGUAUUGGAUUCUACCGCUACAGCACCGGUGCUGCUACCGCUGAGGCCCCCCGGCAGAAGGUUUUCGUCGGUGGUGACCAAGGAUGGGUUGACCUGAAGCUCGCGGAAGUUGAGACUGUGAGCCACAACACCAAGCGUUUCCGCUUUGAGUUUGAGGACAAGGAAGCUGUUUCUGGCUUGCAAGUUGCUUCUGCUCUUUUGGCCAAGUUUAAGCCUGCUGGCGCUGAGAAGCCCGUCAUCCGUCCCUACACUCCCACUAACGAUGAGGAGGAAGCCGGCCAGCUCGAGCUCGUCAUCAAGGCUUACCCCAACGGUCCCAUGUCGGAGCACUUCCACAGCAUGAAUGUCGGCCAGCGCAUGGAAUUCAAGGGCCCUCUUCCCAAGUACCCCUGGGAAGCUAACAAGCACGACCACAUCGCCUUGAUCGCUGGUGGUACCGGUAUCACUCCCAUGUACCAGUUGGCACGUCAGAUCUUCAAGAACCCCGACGACAAGACCAAGGUUACUCUGGUGUUUGGCAACGUCAGCGAGGACGAUAUCCUUCUGAAGAAGGAGCUCUCGGAUCUGGAAAACACCUACCCCCAGCGCUUCAAGGCCUUCUACGUCCUAGACAACCCUCCCAAGGGCUGGACCGGUGGCAAGGGCUACAUCAACAAGGACCUGUUGAAGACCGUCCUCCCCGAGCCCAAGGAGGGCAGCAUCAAGCUCUUCGUCUGCGGACCUCCCGGUUUGUACAAGGCCAUCAGUGGCACCAAGGUCAGCCCCAAGGAUCAGGGCGAGUUGGAUGGUGUCCUGAAGGAGCUGGGCUACAGCAAGGACCAGGUCUUCAAGUUCUAA